AUGGCAAGUGACAAUAAGCCUCAUGCAGUUUGCAUACCAUACCCAGCUCAAAGCCACAUAAAAGGAAUGCUAAAACUAGUCAAGCUUCUCCACCACAGGGGCUUUUACAUCACCUUUGUCAGCACAGAGUUCAACCAAAACCGCCUUACCAAAGCCAGAGGACCUGACUCUCUUAAUGGCUUCCCCAAUUUCCAAUUCAAAACAAUACCAGAUAGCCUCCCACCAUCCGAUCCCAACACCACCCAAGACGCAAUUGCCCUAUGUGGAUCAGUCAGAAGGAACUUCUUGACACCUUUUCGCAACCUCCUCGCCCAACUCAACGAGGACAACAACAAUGCAACCACACCAACUGUCACUUGCAUUGUAUCUGAUGGUGUAAUGCCAUUCACCAUUACAGCAGCUGAUGAGCUCCGAAUCCCCGUUGCUGUGUUCUGGACAUUUUCUGCUUGUGCCUUCAUGGGCUUUUAUCAGUUUCGUGCUCUGUUGGACAAAGGCCUUGCACCACUCAAAGAUCAAGCUGAGGCAUCUGGAAAAGACAGAGAGGUAAAGACGAAGAAAGAGAAGCAGCUGGAAGAAGAGGUGCAUCGACACGUAGUAUUAUCAGCAAUGGACAAGGCUAAAUUGUCUAUUGACACUACCCCCAAACAGCUUGUGGGAUUGGUCUUCCCAGGUGGGGCUAGGCCAACCCUUACCUUCUCUGAUGAAGAAUUGCCGCUAGAUGGCUCGGCUCACAACAAACCCUUGUACAUAUCUAUGGAGUGCAGGGAGAAAUAG
Molecule: messenger RNA, 774 nt
Organism: Camellia sinensis
Lineage: Eukaryota; Viridiplantae; Streptophyta; Magnoliopsida; Ericales; Theaceae
Source: RefSeq, a predicted model, not a curated record